AUGUCAAAACCCCAACCUCAACCCCAAGCCGAACCACCAGACCUCACCCCAGCCUACCGCACCUUCCAACACUACACCGCGCUCGGCUUCCUCUUGGGCGCACCCGUCCUCGUCGCCCUCCCACCCCGCAAACUCGACUUCUACACCUUCGCCCUCGGCUCGAGCUGGGCACUCGAGGAGGAGGAGGAGGAGGAGGAGGAGGAGGAGGAGGAGGAGGAGGAGGAGGAGGAGGAGGAGGAGGAGGAGGAGGAGGAGGAGGAGGAGGAGGAGGAGGAGGAGGAGGAGGAGGAGGAGGAGGAGGAGGAGGAGGAGGAGGAGGAGGAGGAGGAGGAGGAGGAGGAGGAGGAGGAGGAGGAGGAGGAGGAGGAGGAGGAGGAGAGUGGAGAUGGGAGGCCGUUAUCUGGGAUAAAGAAAGGUUUGGAGAAGGUGUGGAUGGGGAAUGAGAAGCCGGGAUGGAAGGAGCGGCGGCUGGCGGAGGAGCAGGAGAAGAUUUCUCAGGGGGAGGGGUAUGGAGGCAUGAUUAUGGAUCAGAUUUGGGAGGUUUGGAAUUGGGGGAAGGAAAGGGGGGAAGAAUUGGAAAGGAAGGAUGAGGAUGUGGUGAGGGACAGAAGGAGGAGGGAGGAGUUCCCCGUGAUUGGGAAGGAUGCGGGAUGA
Messenger RNA from Endocarpon pusillum Z07020, 654 nucleotides. RefSeq lists its product as uncharacterized. The record is from RefSeq and is a predicted model, not a curated record. The transcript has a single exon. NCBI's taxonomy places the organism in Eukaryota, Fungi, Ascomycota, Eurotiomycetes, Verrucariales, Verrucariaceae. Bases 1 to 654 code for a protein of 217 amino acids.